UGGCAAGGAACACAGAAUAACAGAAGAAGAAUGACAAGUGAGGAAGAGCGCCUUGCGAGAUUGAGACGUACGUUGCAUUCCUUAGCAACUCGAGUCCCCAAAAUAAUUCUGGAACGAGUUGAACACACAUUUGCUGUUCUGAAGACAAAAGCUAAUGUUGGAUUAAAUGCAACUAGUACUGCAGAAACACAUUGCAUCGGGGAACUUCUUGGUGAACACCGUGCUGAACUCUCAGAGUUAAACAGUGAAGAGAACAUUAAUUCGUGCAGGAUUUGUAAGAAAUCAUUCUCUUGUUGUAAUAAUCGAUCGGGACACACAUAUGUAAGUAACGGAGAAAAAAUGUCUCUUUGUGAAAAGUGUGUGAAAUCGUUCAGUGAUAAGAGCAGUCCAUUGCAACGAUUUAGUUGUCAUGAAGGGGCUUUUUCAUGCAAUAUAUGCAAUAAGAGCUUCACUGAUCACUGUGAUCUAGAUGCUCAUAUCAGAGUACACACUGGAGAACGACGUUUUUCAUGCGAAUUCUGUAAGAAAAUGUUCAGUCAUCGCAGAAACCUACUCAGUCAUCUGAGAAUACACGCUGGAGAACGACCUUUUAUGUGCAAUGUGUGUGGGAAAAUGUUCAGUCAUCACCAUUACCUACUCACUCAUCUCAGAAUACACAGUGGAGAACGACCUUUCGUGUGCAAAGUGUGUAAGAAAAAUUUCCGUCAUCACGCGAACCUGAUUGCUCAUCUGAGAGUACACAGUGGUGAACGACCUUUUCAUUGCGAAUUGUGUAAGAAAAGGUUCACUCGCCGCUCUACCCUAAAGAUGCAUCUCAAAUCACACACUGGAGAAAAACCUUUUGUGUGCGAAGUGUGUAAGAGAAGGUUCGCUCGGCGUGAUUACCUACAUAUGCAUCUCACAGUCCACACUGGUGAACGACGGUUUUCAUGCAAAGUGUGUAAGAAAAGGUUCACUCAGAGCUCACACCUAUGCAGGCAUCUCACUAUUCACACUGGAGAAAGGCCUUUUUCGUGUGAAGUGUGUAAGAAAAGGUUCACUCGGCACUCUCACCUACAAAAACAUCUCACUGUACACACUGGAGAGCGACGUUUGUAAUGCGAAGUGUGUAAGGAAAGGUUCACUCAGCGUUCUCGCCUAUACCCACAUCUGAGACUACACAAAGCAGAACGAUCUUUUUUAAACUAUGUUUUUUAAACAGAAAUAUAACCCUGCAUCACAGAAGACAUAUGAAAAUGUCAUAUUCUCAUAAUGUGUCCAAGAAAGCAUUCAAUUAUUCGGCAGUCAGAGUCAAUAGAUGUAGCCUGAAGUUUAAAGUUUUAUAAUCAUACACAGGAGGUCCAAAAAAAAAAUGUACUCACUCCUUGAUAGUCAAUAUCUUUGGAACAAAAUGACAUGUAGUUACAAUUCUU
Messenger RNA from Cryptotermes secundus, 1412 nucleotides. RefSeq names its product gastrula zinc finger protein XlCGF8.2DB-like. The record is from RefSeq and is a predicted model, not a curated record. Bases 31 to 1098 code for a protein of 355 amino acids. Gene Ontology annotation, cellular component: nucleus. The transcript has 3 exons. Gene Ontology annotation, biological process: regulation of transcription by RNA polymerase II. Gene Ontology annotation, molecular function: DNA-binding transcription factor activity, RNA polymerase II-specific; RNA polymerase II cis-regulatory region sequence-specific DNA binding. NCBI's taxonomy places the organism in Eukaryota, Metazoa, Arthropoda, Insecta, Blattodea, Kalotermitidae.